Nerophis ophidion (straightnose pipefish) is the source of this 4616-nucleotide messenger RNA. It is a transcript of the gene slc7a3a, whose product is annotated as solute carrier family 7 member 3a. NCBI's taxonomy places the organism in Eukaryota, Metazoa, Chordata, Actinopteri, Syngnathiformes, Syngnathidae. The transcript is spliced from 13 exons. Bases 439 to 2385 code for a protein of 648 amino acids. Gene Ontology annotation, molecular function: amino acid transmembrane transporter activity. Gene Ontology annotation, cellular component: plasma membrane. The record is from RefSeq and is a predicted model, not a curated record. Gene Ontology annotation, biological process: amino acid transport; transmembrane transport.
UAUACACACACCCACCGUCUCUGAAGCGGAUCAAAAGCACAUGCACUCUCUCCGCCCUUCGAGAUAUUUCAUCAGCAACAACGACGCUCACUAAUUUUCCUUCUAUUUGCUUCUUCCGUUUUUAAGCCCACAUGCGUUAAAAGUUUGUCGUCAUUGUGCUACAAGAUGAGUGACUCGUUCGCUGUAAGGACGGACAACGGGUCAUCUGAUGCCAGGAUAUGUUUUGGACUGUCAAGCAUAACCUCUUAAACCAUCACUGCAAAAUACAGUGACUACAGGUCUGCCGGCCUCGUCCUGCCCUGAAACACGCCUCCGCUGACAGACUAAUCAUCAAACAGCUUCACCUUCGCCAUCUGUUUAAAAUUUUGUCCACACAUUGUGUCUAUCACACACACACUCAAGAAGAGUAAAAACACAACGCACACGUUUGCAGCAAGUAUGGCCAGCAUGCUGUCCAGCUUUGGAAAAAUUCUCUUGCGCCGCCGCACUUUAGACUUUUCCGGGGAAGAGUCACACUUCGCUCGAUGCCUGUCCACCCUAGACCUCAUCGCCUUGGGGGUGGGCUCCACACUGGGCGCUGGUGUCUACGUGCUUGCCGGCGAGGUGGCCCGAGAGAAAGCGGGGCCCGCCAUUGUGCUCUGCUUCCUCAUUGCCGCACUCUCCUCCAUGUUGGCCGGCCUAUGCUACGCAGAAUUUGGAGCUCGUGUCCCCAAGACGGGUUCAGCAUACCUCUACAGUUACGUGACGGUCGGCGAGGUUUGGGCCUUCAUCACUGGGUGGAACCUCAUACUCUCCUAUGUGAUAGGUACUGCGAGUGUGGCCCGUGCGUGGAGUUCCACUUUCGACAAUCUCGUAGAGCAGAAGAUCUCUGUCUUCUUUAAAGCCUCUAUGACCAUGAAGGUGCCUGGAAAAGUAUUGGCGGAGUACCCCGACCUGUUUGCCCUCAUACUGGUGCUGCUGCUUACUGGACUCCUGGCCUUUGGCGUGAGCGAGUCAGCGCUGGUAAACAAGAUCUUCACCGGCAUCAACUUGGUGGUCCUGGGCUUCGUGAUCAUCUCGGGCUUUGUUAAAGGAAACACGGCAAACUGGAACUUGACGUUGGAUGACUAUAACGGUUUCCUUAACAGCACUAACAUAAGCGGGUCUGCAACUACUGACGAUCCAUUUGGGACCGGUGGUUUUGCGCCGUUCGGCCUCGCAGGUGUCCUGUCUGGUGCCGCCACCUGCUUCUAUGCCUUUGUGGGCUUUGACUGCAUCGCCACCACAAGCGAGGAGGCCAAGAAUCCCAUGCGCUCCAUCCCCAUCGGCAUCGUGGCCUCGCUUCUCAUCUGCUUCUUUGCCUACUUUGGCGUGUCUGCUGCUCUAACUCUCAUGAUGCCCUACUACGAGCUGAACACCCAGAGCCCCCUGCCCGAAGCUUUUACCUACGUGGGCUGGGCUCCUGCCCGCUACAUCGUGGCCGUGGGCUCCCUCUGUGCUCUGUCUACCAGCUUGCUUGGCUCCAUGUUCCCUAUGCCCCGCGUCAUCUACGCCAUGGCGGAGGAUGGGCUGCUGUUCCGUUCUCUGUCCAGGAUGAACCUUCGCACCAAGACUCCUCUGCUGGCCACCAUUGUUUCUGGCAUUGUCGCAGCUCUGAUGGCCUUCCUGUUUGACCUUGCAGCGUUGGUUGACCUCAUGUCCAUCGGAACUCUGCUAGCAUACUCGCUAGUGGCAAUCUGUGUUCUCAUCCUCAGGUACCAACCAGGAACCUUGAACUCGUCCAGCCAGACAGAGAAGCUAGUGGAGCUCGUAGAAGGCGAAAAGGUAGCAGUAAGCGGCGGGGACAGUGGCGAUGAGUACACUGAGAACGAGGAAAAGCCCCUCCAGGAGGCUUUCACUUUCAAGCUGCUAUUCUGCCCAAGCGGAAAGACCCCCACGCAGACCUCGGGGACAAUCGUCUACGCCACCACCGCCGUCAUCUCCAUCUUGAUCACCGUACUGUGCAUCAUCCUGGCCAACUGUCUGCAGCAGCUGCUGGACGGACAUGGAAUCGUGGUGGCGACUUGUGUCAUUUUGGCUCUGCUGUGCGCCGUCUGCCUUAUCAUCAUCUGCAGGCAGCCCGAGAGCAAGGAGGCCCUGACCUUCAAGGUUCCUCUGCUCCCUUGGUUGCCUCUCUUCAGCGUCUUUGUCAACAUCUACCUCAUGAUGCAGCUUGAUCAGGGCACCUGGUGUCGCUUCACCGUGUGGAUGGUCAUCGGUUUCAUCAUCUACUUCGCCUACGGCAUCAAGAACAGCAGCGCCAACCGGUCGUCCGCGCGCAAAUACGAGCCGGCGCUGCAGUCCAAGAGCCCCAUUUACAAGGGAGCCCCCGACGACAGCGAUGCGGAGGGAGGCAGCAGCCCCUGAUAACUACUGACGUGGUCUUGGAGAAGGUGGGGAGCGGGGGUGGGCGGAGCUUGAAAGAAGGGAGGAAGAGGCCACAAAUCUUUACCUCUAAACUUGACGAUUAAGACACUGUGACGUGUCGCUCUGUAGUUUGUUUGUAGUUAGCAACGUAGCCCUCGCUCUUAACGCUUUGACUCUGAUUGUGAGGAUUGCUUUCCUUCAUUUGGGAUGAUGGACUUGUAUCAUUUUCCAGUUGAAGACUUGAUUGCACCAGCCUGUUGCUUUGUGUCUGCUGCGUGUGUGUGUACAAAGAGAGUAGUGCUGAAGCCAACAGGCCACGGUCCAUAGUGGACUUAAUACUGUGAGGUCACCAGCACACAAUCCUUGUUGAUGUCAUCUACACAACUCUAAAGUUUUUAAUAUCAGACCCCUUUUUUAUUUAAAAAUACAUUCAUUAUUGGGUCUUAGGUCAAACUUGAGGUUCCAACAUGAGUUGCUGCACUGUAAAUACACCUUUGUGCCAUUCAAGGUCAUGAAUUUUUACUAACUGAGGGAAAACAGAACUUUUAACAGGUUGUUACAUUGUGCAAAUUAUUUCAAUUGACUUAAAAAAACAAUACUUUUCCACUACACAGUAGCUUAAAACAGAGCAACUGCGAAUACCCAGCCUCAUUGAACGCAUCAGUCACAACAAUGGACAGGGAAGGAUAUAUGGCUAUCCUAAAGGAAACUAAGGGCUUGUUUACGCAUUAGUCGGAACGCUAACAGUAGGCAGAAAAUGACUUAAAUCUUAUCCGAGAGGAGACUAGGGCCUUAGUUUACGCUUUAGUCAGAAAGCUAACAAUGCGUAGAAAUUUAGUUCAGGUUAUCUGAGAGGAGACUAAGGACUCGGUUACGCAUUAGGUUAGACGCUAGCAACAGUAAGCAUAAAAGUUAUUUAGGUUAUCCGAUAGGAGACUAUGGGCCUGGUUACACGUGAAUUGGAAUGCUAACAACAAAUAACGUAAGGUUAUCUGAGAGGAGACUAAGGGCUCUGUCACGCAUUAGUCGGAACGCGAACAACAGUUGGCAUUAAAUGAUUUUAAGUUACCCGAGAGGAGACUACGAGCGCACUGAGCCGUUUUAACCACGCCAGGCUGGUGCCUAAGUAAGGUACCGAAUGCCCAGCGAGUGUUGCAGCAAAGUGGAGAUUGCGGAGCAUAAAAAGUCACAGCAAUCUAAUGUUGAAACGGCCAGCAGUCUUCUCAGCUGACCAUUAAUUAGUACCUCCAAUAUCCUGUUGGAACUGUGCUGUGGAAAGUCCAUUGUUAGACACCAAAACUUGCCAUUCAGAUUUAGGGAACUUAACAAGUUUGUGUUUGAUUGAUGAAUGUGUGGAAGCUGGAGGGUUUUUACAAUGAGAAUCUGCCUCAUGGCUAACAUUUUGUCAUUUGUUGUUGAAUUUCCUUCUGGGUUUUCGUUUCAACUGAAACUUGGCAGCUUUGUCUGUUAAGUUUGUUUCUUUCCUCAAGUAGAGUUGUCCAUAUCUGAACGUGCAUUAUAGAAGUGUGGGGAAAAUUCCUUUCAUUUAUCACAAUCAGUUCAUAUCUAUUGACAGGGAUUUUUUUUUUUUUUUUCAAACCGUGGCAUGUACAUUUUUUAAGUUUGGUCUUCCCCACAAUGGGUUGCAGCGUCCAAGCGUAAAAAAAAGACAAAUUUUAUUAAUCAUAACAUAAUAUUGGCUUUUCGAUUCCUGUUUGUUGUGAUGAAUUCAUCUCUGUAUAUUGUCAUCAUUUUAACGUUUGUACAUCAUUUGUUUUUUUUUGUUUUUUUUUUUGGGAGAAAGUCUGAUAUAAGUUAUCCUUUUAGACUAAAACAAAUCAAAUACUUCUGCUUUAUGAAGAGUUGGUCUCUAAAUGAUGUCCCCCAUGGGAUUUAUAAUUUAUGUGCUUUACUGUAUAUUGUACAGUAUUUGUGUACAAUUAUUUAUAUAAUGUUGUAAAUUUAAUGACUGCCCCCAUACCAAAAGCUGUACGUUUUUUUUGUUGAUUUUAUUCAAUAAGCAAUGCCUGAAUAUGUGAUAGGAAAGCACAAAGGCUGGUUGAUCAAAUUUGAAAAUGUUAACAUGAAAUAGCUACGCCCCAAUUUUGCAUCCAGCCCUCGUGCCUUUCUCAACUAUCAUUACCCCUCUUUUAUUUUGCUAAUUGAUAUUUGUUUUAUAAACUGUACAUAUAGCUGUCAUGUAAAAAUAAACCAUACUGUACUUACGAGUA